AUGGGCCAGACACUUUCUGAGCCUGUUGUCGAGAAGGCUUCAGAGAAUGGCGGAGACGAACGACUACUCUAUGGCGUGUCGGCCAUGCAGGGCUGGCGCAUCAGCAUGGAGGACUCUCACACGACAGUACUCGACCUGCUCGCUGGCACUAAGGCUGCCAAGGACCACAGCUCGAAACUCUCCUUCUUUGGCGUCUUUGAUGGCCACGGCGGCGACAAGGUAGCGCUGUUUGCGGGCGACAACAUUCACAGCAUUAUUGCGAAGCAGGAUACAUUUAAAGCCGGCAACUACGAACAGGCUCUCAAGGAUGGCUUUUUGGCGACCGACAGAGCUAUUCUCAACGAUCCCAAAUACGAGGAGGAAGUGUCCGGCUGCACUGCCUGCGUGGGCCUGAUUACGGAAGACAAGAUCUAUGUUGCGAACGCUGGUGACUCGAGAGGCGUCUUGGGCGUAAAGGGCCGGGCGAAGCCCCUUUCUUUUGACCACAAACCACAGAACGAAGGCGAAAAGGCGCGAAUUACGGCUGCAGGUGGCUUUGUCGACUUUGGCCGUGUCAACGGGAACCUGGCCCUGUCAAGAGCCAUUGGUGAUUUCGAAUUCAAGAAGAGCGCCGAGCUCGCGCCAGAACAACAAAUCGUGACAGCUUAUCCGGACGUUGUGGUUCAUGACCUGGGCGACGACGAUGAGUUCCUCGUGCUUGCUUGUGACGGUAUCUGGGAUUGCCAAUCUUCCCAAGCCGUUGUCGAAUUCGUCAGGCGUGGAAUCGCUGCCAAGCAGGAUUUGGACAAGAUCUGCGAGAACAUGAUGGACAACUGCCUGGCCUCCAACUCGGAGACGGGAGGCGUCGGCUGCGACAACAUGACCAUGAUCAUUGUCGCUUUCCUCAGGGGACGGACCAAGGAAGAGUGGUAUGAGGAGAUUGCCCGGCGGGUUGCCAACGGAGACGGUCCUUGUGCCCCGCCCGAAUAUGCUGAGUUCCGCGGCCCCGGCGUGCAUCACAACUUUGAUGAUAGUGACAGCGGGUAUGAUGUCGAAGAGAACAAGCAAGGUGGUGGCUCUGGCAGAAGCUUUGGCAUCGGUGGUUACAAGGGCCGUAUCAUCUUCCUGGGCGAUGGGACCGAGGUGCUGACCGACUCAGACGACACUGAGAUGUUUGACAACUCGGAGGAGGAUAAGGAUCUCGCAAGCCAGGUGUCCAAAGCGUCGUCAGUCGAGGGUGGCGAAGCUGCUGCCGGGAAGGAGCAGGAGAAGAAGCCCGAGCCAACGCCAGAGGCUGCGGGGAAACCUAGCGGCGAGGCGGAGAUGAAGAAGGACGCUUAAGUAUAGGGUCAGAGGGGUAGUCUCUGGAGGAUGGCAUCUCGAGCAUGUCUGUAUGGCUUUUUCUGUUAGCGUAUCGGCGGGAACUGUUGUGGGAGGGGGGAGGGGUUGUGGAAUACCCGUAAAGGGGUGAAAUGGAGAGGGUCUGGGGGAGGGUCUGGGGAGGUAAAAGCCGGGAGCCAGUUGGCUGAACUGGACUUGGGGUCUUGGGAUGGGGAAGAAUGGGUUGAAAGGGAUUUCAAGGAAUCUUUUUUGUGGAAAGCAAGACAUAACACUCGUCAUCAUCUCCCCCUCUUCAACAACAUCAGCACAACACACACGAACAACAAGCAUGAUUCAUUCAGAAACUCUUGAUCCUGCUCCGCCUGUCUCUCUUCCCGUCGUCUCGUUACCAUUGUGCCUGUACUGUUGCCCCUCUGGUCUGAGUGAGAAGGGGAACCUCUUGUUUUCCUUGUUUUAUUUUCUUUUUUCCUUUUUACUCUCUUGUUUUACACUUUUACCCUAUACCUAUCUAUUCUACGCGAUUUUUCAUGUCCUGCCUUGAUACAUGCCUGAAGAAAUUGAUGACAAAAUACGUGAUUUGAUCACUGAGCAGAGUAAAGCUGUCUGGUCCUGUAUGCGUAUAAAGGCGG
Messenger RNA from Podospora bellae-mahoneyi, 1949 nucleotides. RefSeq names its product Protein phosphatase 2C 2 (gene PTC2). The record is from RefSeq and is a predicted model, not a curated record. The coding region runs from base 1 to 1320 and encodes 439 amino acids. Gene Ontology annotation, molecular function: cation binding; protein serine/threonine phosphatase activity. Gene Ontology annotation, biological process: protein dephosphorylation. The transcript has 8 exons. NCBI's taxonomy places the organism in Eukaryota, Fungi, Ascomycota, Sordariomycetes, Sordariales, Podosporaceae.